AUGGUGAAUGGCGUUUGCGCUGUCGGGUUUGCUGAGGAAUACUGCGUGUCAAAAGUUAGGCAGACGCAUUGGUCUUUCCCUGGUGACUCCGAUUUAGUCUCAUGUGCGUUCCUCCCGCCGGUGCGCCUGUAUUCGGACGCCAACUAUCACCAUUCUUUCCAUCGGGCCUUACUCUUGCGAAUUUUCCAGUGCUCUUGUUACUAUGAGAAAGUCUUGUUUCUCCAAUUAGACAUGAUUUGUGACCAAUGA
Molecule: messenger RNA, 249 nt
Organism: Plenodomus lingam JN3
Lineage: Eukaryota; Fungi; Ascomycota; Dothideomycetes; Pleosporales; Leptosphaeriaceae
Source: RefSeq, a predicted model, not a curated record